Arachis ipaensis is the source of this 1332-nucleotide messenger RNA. The record is from RefSeq and is a predicted model, not a curated record. NCBI's taxonomy places the organism in Eukaryota, Viridiplantae, Streptophyta, Magnoliopsida, Fabales, Fabaceae.
AGGUACUGAGACUGAGACUGGGGAUUGAAACUCAGUGUCAUGUUUGGUGAUCAGAGACUAAAACUAAAAUUUCAGUCCCUUAAAUACCUCUAGAAAGUGAGGACACAGGGAAUUGAAAUUUUUGGAUACAUAGACUGAAACUGUACUAAUAUUUCUUUCCUAAAAUGCCCUCAUUCAAAAUUUUAUAUUCCAAGUCUACCCCUCACUGUCGGUCUACUGCCACCCCACUGCCAACACUUCAUAGCGCCCACCUCUCACCCCCAACCCAACCCCACCACCACACCUCUACCAUCACCGAAUUCCAACACCACCAACAACAAUAAUCCCGAGAACAACUACAAUCUCGUGAACAUAUGUCAAAAUCAGAUUCAACAAUCUCAUAAACAAGAGGAUUUCAAAAUCAAAAAGGAGAAGAGAACAGGGGGCAGAAUUGGAUAUUUGAGAUUCCGAAUCGGAGGGAGCAGAGACCCAGAACUUGAACUGUCUUCAGCCCAGAACUGGAACAGAGGCGAUACGGUGAGCACAGGGAACAGAGGCAGCGCAACGGACUAGCAGUGAUGCGACUAAGUGCAGACACGACGGCAACAAACAGGGACACAAGACGAAACGAACACGAUGGCAGACACGACGGUGGUGGGUGCUGUCGUCUCUGCUGCGUCGCCAUGGAGGGAAACUGUCGCUGCCGCUGGUUUUCCGGAGAGAGAAGAGGACAAAGAUGAGAGAGAGAGAGCAAGAAAACAGAGAGGAGGGGAAAAGGUGGAACGAUCUCUUCUAGUGACUGGCUUCGGGUAUGAUCAUGAUGAUGCAUGGGCCACUAACAUUGACUUAUUUAGAGAGUUUACAGAUGUCAGCAGGGGUGUAAGACGACUUGGUGCGGCUGCAGUGGACAUGUGUCAUGUAGCUUUGGGAAUUGUAGAAGCUUAUUGGGAAUAUCGUCUAAAGCCAUGGGAUAUGGCUGCAGGUGUUUUGAUGGUGGAAGAAGCAGGGGGCGCUGUUUCUCGGAUGGAUGGCGGGAAAUUUUGUGUUUUUGAUAGAUCGGUUUUGGUUUCAAAUGGUGUGCUCCAUGAAAAGGUUAGCCUUUUCUGAUUUUGCUUCAAAUAUCUGGAAAUAAUUUUAGUUGUCAUGUGAAUCGUAAAAUUGGGUCAAUAGCUUUUCAGCUCAUUUAAUUUUGACAAUUGUUUAGGCUUUCUAUAUGCUUUUUAAUGCGGAUAUUUCCUAUGAUGUAGUUUUAGUUUGCUAUAUCUACCACAGUACCACUAGUCUUUGUCAGUCUGUAGCAUAUUAACACAAAAUCAAUCAGGGAGCAAGUUCAUGUGCAGAUUAAAAGCAAAA